AUGGGAUCCGUCAGCAAAACCGGAACUCCUUACCCUCCCGGUAUUCACGUCCCCAGCUUGACCUGGUUCAAGUCAGACGAAACCCAAUCCAUCGACUGGGACAUUCAGCAAAAACAUCUCGAGUUUCUAAUCAGCAGCGGCCUACCGGGUGUCGUCAUCUGCGGCACAAACGGUGAAGCUGCAGCAGUCACAACCCAAGAGAAAGCAAAGCUUAUAAGCCUCGCGCGCUCAGUUGCGCAGAACCUCGGGCGACCAGAGCUCACAAUUACAUGCGGCACAUUCGGUGCUUGCACACAGGCGAUUAUUGAGGAUACCAAAGUAGCUGCAGAAGCUGGUGCGGACUUUGCGCUUGUUUUGGUGCCUUCAUUUUUCCACUUUGCGAUUGAUCAGGAUGCCAUUAUCGGCUUCUUUCAGGAGGUUGCUUCUGCUUCUCCUAUCCCCAUUGUUAUCUAUAACUUCCCCGGAGUAGUGAGCGGAUUGAAUGUGAACUCCGAGAUGCUGCAAAUUCUGGGUGACCACCCCAAUAUUGUCGCUGUCAAGCUUACCUGCGGUACUAUUGCGUCCGUGGCGCGAACAGCGGCCAAAUUCGGUCCCGGUCUGGACUUGAAAGAUAAUAAAUACGCUGGACAGCCUCAAUUUGUCGCUCUUGCCGGUCAGAGUGACUGGCUGGUACCUGCCUUGAGUGUUGGUGGCACUGGCUGUGUCACUGGUAUGGCAAACUUGUACCCCAAGACAUGCAUCGAAAUAUUCAACCUCUAUGUCGCCGGCAAAAUAGCCGAAGCUGAAGAACUCCAGAUCAAGCUCGCCAGCGUCGAAUGGGGCUUUGGAAAGGGAGGUAUCAAUGGCACAAAAUGGGUUGUCGGAAAAUUCCUUGGAUACCCAGAGGAGAGCACAUGGUGUCGACGACCGUAUCCCAAGUUCAUGGAUAAAGGAAAACGGGAAUGGAUUGAGACCACCGUGAAACCACUUCAAGAGAUUGAAGUCGCUCUUGUGAAGAGGCGCUGA
Molecule: messenger RNA, 1005 nt
Organism: Talaromyces amestolkiae
Lineage: Eukaryota; Fungi; Ascomycota; Eurotiomycetes; Eurotiales; Trichocomaceae
Exons: 2
Coding region: 1-1005 (334 amino acids)
Molecular function (GO): 4-hydroxy-tetrahydrodipicolinate synthase activity
Source: RefSeq, a predicted model, not a curated record